AUGGACACAGAGGCAAGCUACCAUACAUCCCUGUCAACACAUGUCCAAUUUCCGAUACGUCAGCCAAAAAACGCUCCUGAAGGAAAUACCGCCCAGACGAACGAAGGGUUUGCUCGAUUUUUAAAGGAGCAUGCUUCACCGAAGCAUCAUCGAGUUACUGCUGGUGGCCGUAUAGUCCCAAUGAGCAUACAAGCAAGCCCCACACCAGAGUUCAAACCACCGGUGAAGCGGUCAGAGCCCGCAAGCCAACAAAAUCCGAGCGUCUCAAAUCACCCUAAAAUCGUCAAGGAAGAAGGGUCGAAGGCUGACGGUGGAUCCCAAAGACGUCGGCGUACCCGUACGACAAUGGAUAAUAAUAACCGGCCAGAGGCCAGUAGACGGCGGGAUUCUGCCACCAGUCAAAUUAAUAAAGGGACCACUAUAGUGGGAAGUACUCGAUAUCAGACGCCCGCGGUAGCUUCAUCUGGUACUAUCAACUCCACGACACCAGGCCAGCUGGGGAGUCUGAACUUCAUUUCGAAUCUAGGGAACUUGGGGAUGGACGGGAUAUCAAUGUCACAAGGCCAGACGGAUCAGCCUGGCUUUCCGUUUCCUAACCUUCAACAGUAUUAUACCCAAGCAGGUAUUCCACAGCUUGCCUCUGACCAAGGUCAGGGGGCAUCCCAGACUCAGUACGUGGGCCCGGUUUGUAACAUUGGGCCAUAUCCCACAACCCCAGGGUUGGGAAUAAUAAACCCAGUCCAGAUGUACCAGGCCCCAGGUGCCUUCAACCCUUUUAUCGGUCCUACGACCCCAGGGGCAAACCUAGCACAGAGCAUGACUCCAGUUAUCGAUACUCGUGGCCUUAACAAUAUGUUUGAGAACGCCAUUCAAGAGUUCGAAACGACCUCCACACAGCUCUCGAACUUGGAUCGAUACAUGGCCGUACACACUUGGGAUAUUGACCCUGCCAGCAAGAAAAUUCUCGUUAUACAGCGAAUGGAGCUAGUUACAAAGCUCGACGCUGCUAGAGUACUUAAAGAGAACCUUGAGACAAUCUUGCGGACUGCCCCCAGCAGUGAGCCUGCAAUGACAACCAAAGCUCAAUCGAAGUUCCCAAAUGCAGGUGCCCAAGAUUAUAUCGCGGCUGCACCCUGUACUCCAAGCGUGAAUUUCCAGAGCGCCUACCAUAGGUCCGGGCCACCAGAUACGGGAGGGAGCUCGUUCAGUGUAAGCGAUGCGUAUGGCUUCAUGUCCCCUAUCCAAAUGAGCGAGUCACCGUAUCUAUCCCCGGAGCCUUACUGUGAUAAUGGAUAUCUGGCAGGCCUACCACAACUUGGAACUGCAAAUAACUUGACGACGCCAGGUUUUAAUCCGACAGGAGGAAUCUUUGACAAGAUUAACGAUGAUGAUGAUGAUGACGAUGACAUGAGAAUCAUAACUUCACCCACUGGCCAGACGGUGGCUGAGCCAAACAAUACCUGGGUGCCUCCUCCAGAGCUGAAUGCAAUUUAUCAGAAGAUCGAGGCGGCUGCUAAGCGUAACGAGCCCCUUGGAUUGCUCUUCCAGGAAUUGGCCAAAGUGACAGCGCAUAUGACCCGGCUAGGCACGCACAAGGGCCGCAAACUCGAUAAUUAUUCCCGGCGUUCCGACAAUGGCGGUAGCUCCCAGGGUACCUUUGAAUACAUGACCAGCUCUGGGAUUGAAGUGCCACGAGCAAGGGCAAGCGCUCGACUCGAAAUAGUAGACCCUAAGGGCCCCCGACAAGGCACCACCGCCACCAAAGCACCGACAACAUCCCGAAAUCCCGCUGCUGUCGGGUCCUCGAAGGAUCACACGUCGCCAAAGAAACUAAGCACCUUACAACAGAGCCCACUCUCUUUCACACCCUGCAGGCAGAACUGUAGAAAGCGAGACUCUAGAAAAGUGGAGACGCUUGCAAUUGAACAGAAGGUCAACGCUCACGGUUAUUUACCACCCUUUGAUGGGGGCGGGGAUGUGGAUGGGAGCCCUGGACGAGCCAGUCAGACGGAAUCCAACAACAAUAAGGACGAAAAGACGGAGACCGGAAAGUCAACAGCCAAUACCGAGUCCACAUGGAUGGACUUGCUUAGACGCCGACCAGAUCCCAAUCCGAUGGACGUGCGCCGGUUCUUUAAGCUUCUCCGCGACGAGGACUCGGUGGCGCUAGACAAAUAUCGCAAGGAGCGCGAGCGCCGAGCCUUUGGUUAA
Arthroderma uncinatum is the source of this 2211-nucleotide messenger RNA. RefSeq lists its product as uncharacterized. The record is from RefSeq and is a predicted model, not a curated record. The transcript has a single exon. Bases 1 to 2211 code for a protein of 736 amino acids. NCBI's taxonomy places the organism in Eukaryota, Fungi, Ascomycota, Eurotiomycetes, Onygenales, Arthrodermataceae.